AUGGCAGUGACCAUGGACGGACCCUCGUCCAACCUCAGAAAGAGAAAGUCCAAUGGUAACCUCAACUCUGAUAACAUCCUCAACGGGAAAUCGACCGCCUUGUUGAAGAUCAAUGCUAUGCCUACUGAACAUGGUCAGGAGAUGGAUAAGAAAUUGGACGAACAUCAAUCAUACGAAUUCGGUGGUCCCGUAGGGGUCACAGCCAUGAUGGUCGGAUUCCCUCUUCUCAUGUAUUACCUCUGGAUUUGUCUGUGGUUCUACCGAGGCAAAUUUGUCUACCCUACCUCAGUAGAUGAUAUUCGACCUUUCCUCAAUAAAAUGGGUCAACACAUCUACGAGGGUGCAUACCCUACGAAAUUCGCAUGGGUGACUUAUUGUGGUCUCACUGCUAUUCAACUCAUCUUCGCUCAAUUCAUGCCUGGCCUCACUCAAAAUGGUCUUCCAGUCCCUUCAUUAGGUUACAAAGCCCUUCCCUACCAGUGCAACGCUCUUUACUCAUGGUACGCUACCCUACUUCUUGCUUAUGGUUUACACAAGACUGGUAUCUACCGAUUACCAUGGAUCAUCGAGAACUACGGCCCAAUCAUGACUGUCGCUCUUAUCGUUUCGUUCUCUGUAUCUAUCCUUAUCGAUGUUUGCGGACGACUUUUCCACUAUGGCGGUAAACCCAUGCGAUUAUCUGGUAACGUCAUUUACGACCAUUUCAUGGGUAUCACGCUUAACCCCCGACUUGGUCGAAUCGACCUCAAAAUGUUCGCUGAGGUCAGAGUUCCAUGGGUGUUGUUGUUCUUGAUUUCCCUCUCUGGUGUGGUCAAGCAGUACGAAGAGCUCGGUAGAGUAUCAUACAAUAUGUGGCAUAUGCUUUUGGCGACUGGUCUGUACAUCAACGCAUGUGCAAAAGGCGAACAUAUGAUUCCUCAAACUUGGGAUAUGUUCCAUGAGAAAUUUGGUUGGAUGUUGAUCUUCUGGAAUAUGGCGGGGGUCCCAUUCACUUACUGCUAUCCUGUCAUCUACAUGGCGCGAGCCCCACCAUCCACCUAUGAAUUCCCAUUAUGGGGUAAUAUUACGAUGUUCGUCACCCUCGUUACAUUCUAUUACAUCUUCGAUUGUUCUAUGGCUCAAAAAUCCAACUUCAAGAUGCAUCAACAAGGUGAACACAACCCUCGGAAGGCUUUCCCUGUACUGUACGGAUCUGAUCUCAAGAACCCAACUUACAUCCAGACUAAACACGGUAACAAGCUUCUCACUGGAGGUCUCUGGAGAUACGCCAGAAAGAUCAAUUAUACUGCCGAUUGGAUUCAGGCUUGUACGUGGGGCUUGACAGCUGGGUUCAAUACUCCCAUUACGAUGUUUUACCCGAUCUUCUUCUUGGCUGUGUUGACGCAUAGAUGUGGAAGGGAUUUCGCCAAAUGUUCGGUCAAAUAUGGUGAAGAUUGGGAUGAGUAUUGUAAGGUGGUUAGAUGGAAGUUCAUCCCUUAUAUCUAUUAG
This is a messenger RNA of Kwoniella botswanensis, 1488 nucleotides long. RefSeq lists its product as uncharacterized. Gene Ontology annotation, molecular function: Delta24(24-1) sterol reductase activity. The record is from RefSeq and is a predicted model, not a curated record. Lineage: Eukaryota; Fungi; Basidiomycota; Tremellomycetes; Tremellales; Cryptococcaceae. Gene Ontology annotation, cellular component: endoplasmic reticulum membrane. The transcript is spliced from 5 exons. Gene Ontology annotation, biological process: ergosterol biosynthetic process. The coding region runs from base 1 to 1488 and encodes 495 amino acids.